CCUCCCCUUCAGUCUUGCAUAGGUGUGCCAGCUCCUCCCCUUCAGUCUUGCACAGGUGUACCGGCUCCUCCCCUUCAGUCUUGCACAGGUAUACCAGGUCCUCCCCUUCAGUCUUGCACAGGUGUACCAGCUCCUCCCCUUCAGUCUUGCACAGGUGUACCGGCUCCUCCCCUUCAGUCUUGCACAGGUGUACUGGCUCCUCCCCUUCAGUCUUGCACAGGUAUACCGGCUCCUCCCCUUCAGCCUUGCACAGGUGUACUGGCUCCUCCCCUUCAGUCUUGCACAGGUGUACUGGCUCCUCCCCUUCAGUCUUGCACAGGUGUACCGGCUCCUCCCCUUCAGUCUUGCACAGGUGUACCGGCUCCUCCCCUUCAGUCU
Molecule: messenger RNA, 378 nt
Organism: Staurois parvus
Lineage: Eukaryota; Metazoa; Chordata; Amphibia; Anura; Ranidae
Source: the annotation of a GenBank genome assembly